AUGCUAGGCUUCGGGCAUCUCGACUUUCGUGGGACGUUCAACAAGCGAUUGACCACUGCCGUCUUGUUGAUCACCAUCUCACAGUUCAAUUUUGGUUUCGACCAACAAGGCUUCGCCGCCACCCAGGCCAUGACUGCCUUUGACAAGCAGUUUGGUCAUUGGGAUGAAGCGAAGCAAGACUAUGUGCUGGAUACCGUCUGGCUAUCCUUUUUCAACGGAUUCAUCUACCUCGGCCAAGCCACUGGCGUUCUGGCUGGUAGCUGGAUUAGCAAGCGGUAUGGCAGGAGAAUGUGCAUGUUUACCAUGAGCAUCUGGGCGUUGGUCGCGGCCACUAUUGUUAUCACUUCUCGCACACCGACCCAGAUCCUGGUCGCUCGUGUUCUCAAUUAUAUUUAUAUCGGCAUGGAACUGGCGGUAGUUCCUGUAUUCCAAUCCGAAAUAACCCCCAAGCAUGCUCGAGGCUUUGUUGUCGGAACCUACCAGAUCAGUUUAUUUAUUGGUGGGUUGACCAUGAACUGUAUUGCUCGCGGGACCAGCACCUUAUCUGGCCGUCAGGCAUACAUGAUCCCGUAUGGUCUGUUCUAUGUUGUCCCAACUUUCAUCAUAUGUACGAUAUGGUUUAUUCCCGAGUCCCCGCGAUGGCUCGUACUCAAGGAUCGAAAGGCCGACGCCCUCGCCUGUCUACAAGAGCUCCGAGUCGGAAAGUACACCGAGGAACAGAUCGAAGAAGAGUACCGUGGCAUCGUGGCGGUCGUCGAGCAAGAAUAUCAGACGAAAACUGGUUCCUUUUUGGACAUUUUUAAGCCGCAGCAUCGCACGCGUACCAUGGUCGUGACAGGUGCCAACUUCUUCCUGCAGUCCACUGGGCAGAUUUUCACAUCCAUCUACGGCGCACUUUACGUCAAGUCCCUUGGAACCAUAAACCCAUUCAAUGUUACAGUGAUAAUCGCAGUCGUCAGCACUUGUACGUCGCUUCUGGCCAUGGUUAUGACGGACAAACUGGGCCGAAGAUUCCAAGUGCUUUUGGGUGCCUCUGUCCAAGUGUCGGCUCUAAUGACCAUGGGUGGCCUCGGUACUAUCAGCAACCCAUCUAACGAGAUCAAAGCCGGCAUCGUGUCCAUGAUGGUGAUAUUUACUUUUGGUUACGCUGUAGGAUGGGCCCCCACAGCGCAUAUUCUCAGCGCAGAGAUUCCCGCACUGACUGUUAGAGAUAUGACUUAUCGGUCCGCCUCGGUUCUCAAUAUCGCUACACAAUUUGUCGUGUCGUUCUCCCUUCCGUAUCUACUAAACAAACCCUAUGCAGCUCUUGGGUCUCGCGUUGGAUUCAUCUUUGGUUCAAUUUCAGUCUGCUCCAUUCUUUUCGCAUAUUUCUGCGUUCCAGAUGUAUCUGGACGCUCUCUAGAGGAAAUUGACCAUCUUUUUGCGUCCAGGUUGUCGCUGAGAAAGUUCAAGGGGGCUACAGUGGAAGCUGAGCAGGAACCGCGGGACGGCAAGGACAUUGAAGCUGAUGUGGUUGAUGUUGGGAUUGGCAGCAAGUAG
Molecule: messenger RNA, 1539 nt
Organism: Fusarium graminearum PH-1
Lineage: Eukaryota; Fungi; Ascomycota; Sordariomycetes; Hypocreales; Nectriaceae
Exons: 7
Coding region: 1-1539 (512 amino acids)
Biological process (GO): carbohydrate transport; transmembrane transport
Cellular component (GO): membrane
Molecular function (GO): carbohydrate:proton symporter activity
Source: RefSeq, a predicted model, not a curated record